GCGCGUGCGGUUCAGAUGCAAUCUCUUCUUCUAACCUUUCCUAAAUCAUCAAGCGAUCCUGUUAAGCCUGUAGGAACUCAACUCUCUCUCUCUCUCUCUCUCUAUUUCUCUCUGAGUUCUAUCAGCUGGUGCUUGAUUGCAAGGGAGAAGAUGAAGCUAGGGUUUAUCUUUGCUCUGCUCGUUCUAAGCAGCGCAGAGCUGGUAAGAUCGGAUUCUAACGAUCACAAGUUUCAACGCGGUGAUACAGUACCUCUUUACGCUAACAAGGUCGGUCCUUUCCAUAACCCCAGUGAAACAUACAGAUAUUUUGAUCUGCCGUUUUGUUCCCCAGGGAAUGUGAAAGAUAAAAAAGAAGCUCUUGGAGAAGUUCUUAAUGGAGAUCGUCUUGUAACUGCACCUUACACUAUUGAAUUCUUAGUUGAGAAAGAUUCUGAGAAUGUCUGCCAGAAGAAGCUCUCGGUGGAUGAAGUCAUUCAGUUUCGAACUGCUGUCAUCAAGGAUUACUACUUUCAGAUGUACUUUGAUGAUUUGCCUAUUUGGGGUUUCUUGGGGAAGAUUGAUAAGGAAGGAAAAUCUGACAUAACUGAAUACAAAUAUUACCUAUUUAAGCACCUUCAUUUCGAGAUAUUUUACAACAAGGACCGUGUCAUUGAGAUCAACGUUCGAACCGAUACCAACACCAUGGUCGAUCUGACUGAGGACAAAGAAGUUGAUGUGGAAUUCUUGUAUACUGUCAAAUGGAAGGAGACACACACUCCUUUUGAAAAACGGAUGGACAAAUAUUCACAGUCCUCUUCUCUGCCACAUCACUUGGAGAUUCACUGGUUUUCGAUUAUCAAUUCAUGUGUAACGGUUCUACUGUUAACUGGUUUCCUUGCCACGAUUCUCAUGCGAGUACUAAAGAACGACUUUGUGAAGUAUGCUCAUGAUGAUGAAAUACCCGAUGAUCAAGAAGAAACCGGGUGGAAAUACAUACAUGGGGAUGUAUUCAGGUUCCCGAAAUACAAGUCUUUGUUUGCAGCGGCCCUAGGGUCUGGAACUCAGCUAUUUACUCUUACGAUCUUCAUUUUUAUUCUUUCUCUCGUUGGCUUCUUCUAUCCAUACAACCGAGGAGCUCUGUUCACUGCAUUGGUUGUUAUAUAUGCACUCACUUCAGGAAUUGCGGGAUAUGCUGCAACUUCUUUAUAUUGCCAACUGGAAGGAACAAACUGGGUCAGAAACUUGUUAUUGACUGGAAGCUUGUUCUGUGGGCCAUUGUUCCUUACAUUCUGCUUCCUCAACACUGUUGCAAUAGCCUAUAGUGCAACUGCAGCAUUGCCAUUUGGUACAAUUGUGGUGAUACUUCUGAUAUGGGCUUUAGUAACAUCUCCAUUACUGGUUCUGGGUGGGAUUGCUGGAAAAAAUAGCAAGGCAGAAUUCCAAGCUCCUGUUCGCACAACAAAGUAUCCUCGAGAAAUUCCUCAGUUGCCUUGGUAUCGUGGAUCUCUUCCUCAAAUGGCAAUGGCUGGGUUUCUUCCCUUCAGUGCUAUCUACAUCGAGCUUUAUUACAUAUUUGCAAGUGUAUGGGGUCACCGAAUCUACACCAUAUAUAGCAUAUUGUUCAUAGUGUUUAUUAUCCUUCUGAUUGUUACUGCAUUUAUUACUGUGGCUCUCACUUACUUCCAACUUGCUGCUGAAGAUCAUGAAUGGUGGUGGAGGGCAUUCCUUUGUGGCGGAUCAACUGGGCUUUUCAUCUACGGUUAUUGCUUGUACUACUAUUACGCACGAUCAGACAUGUCUGGAUUCAUGCAGACAUCAUUUUUCUUUGGAUACAUGGCUUGUAUAUGCUACGGUUUCUUUCUGAUGCUUGGAACUGUCGGUUUUCGCGCUUCAUUGUUCUUUGUUCGUCACAUAUACCGCUCCAUUAAGUGCGAGUAACAACAACCUAGAGGGGGUGGGGGUUGCUCUUGACCAUUUUCCGACUGGAUUAUCGAGAACUGUAUACAACUUCUUUCCUUGGUCAAAUACUUUCUAUUAGUUGCGAAGACAAUGUGUAAGACCUUGCAUUUGGUAGGAAAACUUUUAUUUUUCUUUUCUGUUUUGGUGCUAUAUAAUAGACAGUUGGGGAAUAGACCAUAUUUUUUACUACUAUUUCUUUCUUUCUUUCUUGUAGAUGACUCAGAAAACAUGCAUUAACUCAAUACUAUGUUUUCAAUUUCUUGUCAA
Molecule: messenger RNA, 2205 nt
Organism: Impatiens glandulifera
Lineage: Eukaryota; Viridiplantae; Streptophyta; Magnoliopsida; Ericales; Balsaminaceae
Product: transmembrane 9 superfamily member 3-like
Exons: 8
Coding region: 16-1917 (633 amino acids)
Biological process (GO): protein localization to membrane
Cellular component (GO): membrane
Source: RefSeq, a predicted model, not a curated record